AUGUGUGGAGACGAGGUCUUUUUAGGAUUCGACCCAACUGUGUCCCUCAAUGAUAACGGCGAUGUCGUAUCAAUCGUUGUGCGAGGAACUAAGUCUAAAGUGACUUACAUCGUGGACCAAAAGCUUCAUGUCGCCACAGGACUUACUGGGCGAUGCACCAGAGUGUGGCAGGCUCAUAGCUCCACCGACCCCAAGCAAUCUGUCAUCAUCAAAGAUGCUUGGCCUUCUGUCGCUAAAGCAUCAAAAGAAUCUGAGAUGCUUGCACGCUUGAAAGAUGUGACUGGGGUACCCAAUGUUAUAACGGCAAUAACUGUAAAGACAUGGGAAUAUGGUGAUAAGCCUAAAGCUGACACUUUCGACACGACAGACAGAGUUCGUCGCGAAAUAGCGCCCAGUAACUAUCGGACCCGCAAGCAUCGUCGGCUUGUUAUGGGGACACUUGGAAUCAAGGUCCAUCAUUUUGAAACGCUGUCGGAAUUAAUUGGCGCUUUUCAAGAUGUUAUUGCUGCCCAUCGUGACGCAUGUGCGAGAGGCGUUUUACAUCGGGACAUCAGUCUCAAUAAUAUUAUGCUUCAGGGUACAUCGCCGAACCGCAAAGGCCUCCUCAUCGACUUCGAUCAUGCAUUGUACCAGCAAAAGAAUGACACCUACGGACGCAAAGCAGUAGAUGUCAUUGAUGAUAACGAUAUAAAUUCCUCACUAGCACCCCCCGGGUCACCUGUCAAAACUGUUGCAGUGCUAGAGGAUGCGCAGGUGGCUUCUAAGCGUAAGCGAACAAUCCAGGAAUCAGGAACCAUGCUCGACGACGUUCAGCUUGCAAUGGAACAGACAGGAACACCCCUGUUCAUCGCCACCGCCCUAUUGCUGGGCACUGAGCUGCAUCAAGACAAACAUGAUCUCGAAUCCAUCUUUUAUGCUUUUCUCUAUGCAUUGAUGGCCUUCAAAGGCCCCGGCGCCACCCGCAACAAAGCGGACUUCCUUGCAUUGCCCAGCAUGCCCGCUAUACUGGAUUGGUUUGAUCUCAAUGUGAUGCAAACCUGCUUCAGUAAGAUGGCACACAUCAAGAUGGGACACUUCUGCGACUUCGAAAGGACCUUCAUAAAGAAAAUGGAUCCCUACUUCAAUCAACUCCAUCCUUUCAUCCGAUCUCUCUUUGCUGCCACCUUUACUGACAAUCAUUGUGACCGUUCCCAUCUUGACCAUAAUCUGAUGCUAAAUUUGUUCAACACUGAGUACGAGAGGCUGCUAGCUUUGGAGAAAGAAGAGGAAGAUGAGGGUCGGCCGAGGAAGCACGCCAAAACCGACAAGUCAAAAAUCAGAGGAAGUUCAAAUUUACUUCCGUAA
This is a messenger RNA of Laccaria bicolor S238N-H82, 1344 nucleotides long. RefSeq lists its product as uncharacterized. Lineage: Eukaryota; Fungi; Basidiomycota; Agaricomycetes; Agaricales; Hydnangiaceae. The record is from RefSeq and is a predicted model, not a curated record. Gene Ontology annotation, molecular function: protein kinase activity. The coding region runs from base 1 to 1344 and encodes 447 amino acids. The transcript has 4 exons. Gene Ontology annotation, biological process: protein phosphorylation.